Glycine soja is the source of this 1868-nucleotide messenger RNA. RefSeq names its product lysine histidine transporter-like 8. Gene Ontology annotation, cellular component: plasma membrane. The coding region runs from base 145 to 1686 and encodes 513 amino acids. Lineage: Eukaryota; Viridiplantae; Streptophyta; Magnoliopsida; Fabales; Fabaceae. The transcript has 6 exons. The record is from RefSeq and is a predicted model, not a curated record.
AAGUAGUAAGCAGUUUCAUCAUUUUUUCUUUUUUUCUCUCUUUUGGUACAUUGGAAAGAAAGAAAGGAAGCUUCAAUUUCUUCCAAUAAAGCGUGUUUUAGAACGUGCUUUUAAGUAUUUAGUUUUUCACAAGCUAGGGAAGACAUGGGAGAAGUGGCUGAUGAAGGUCAAUAUUUCAGAUCAGAAAUAGCUCUAUUGAAUUACUCGGAUGCAACCUUCAAACCCCCACUUUCUUCUCUGUUGAUACACAUUGAUCCACUCAUAAUACCCAAUGGCCACACUUGUUCUGCAUCAGAAUCUGAUCCAUCACCCACUUCUCAGCACCAUCAGCAGGAGCAGCAUCCCAAAGAUGCCUGGCUUCCAAUCACUGAAUCAAGAAAUGGAAAUGCCUAUUAUGCAGCCUUUCAUAUUCUUAAUUCCAACAUUGGAUUCCAGGCUCUCAUGCUUCCCGUUGCCUUCGCCACUCUUGGUUGGGCAUGGGGUACAGUAUGUUUGUCACUAGCAUUUGUUUGGCAACUCUAUGCCAUAUUUCUUCUUGUUCAGCUUCACGAAUCCGUCCCCGGAAUUCGUCACAGCAGAUACCUCUUCCUUGCCAUGGCUGCCUUCGGUAAAAAGUUAGGGAAGGUGGCAGCAUUAUUCCCGGUAAUGUACCUUUCAGGAGGCACAUGCGUCAUGAUAAUCAUCACCGGUGGUGGGACCCUGAAACAAUUAUUGAAGACGCUUUGCGACAACGAUGAUCAUGUUCAUGAGCAAAUAACAUGUAAUGCCCACGCGCUUAGCGGGGCUGAGUGGUUCUUGGUGUUUACCUGUGUCGCCAUUCUCAUUGCACAGUUGCCCAACCUCAACUCAAUGGCCAUGGUUUCUCUCGUCGGCGCCGUUACCUCCGUUACUUAUUGCACCCUCUUUUGGGUUCUCUCUGUUAAGAAUGGUAGGCCCAACAACGUAUCCUAUAGCUCAUCCCUGCAGUCCCAAGAACACACACCAGUGGCUAAGAUCAAUGGCGUUCUCAAUGCCAUUGGAAUCAUUGUGCUAGCCUUCAGAGGACACAAUGUUUUGCCCGAAAUACAGGGGACGCUGCCUUCAAAUUUCGAACAAACAUCCAAAAGACCAAUGCGAAGAGGAGUUAGCAUAUCAUAUGUACUCAUUUCCAUGUGCAUGUUUCCCCUCGCAAUUGCCGGAUUUUGGGCCUAUGGAAACCAGAUAAAUGACGGGGGAUUGUUAACUUCGUUCCCACAAUUCCACAAGAGGCAAAUCACAAAAUUCUCUAUGGGUGCAAUAUAUGUUCUAGUAAUAAUACAUUGUUUAACCAGCUUUCAAAUAUAUGCGAUGCCUGUUUUUGACAACCUGGAGAUAAGAUACACGAGCAUAAAGAAUCAGAGAUGUCCACGAUUGGUGAGAACAUGCAUAAGACUAUUCUUUGGGGGGUUGACAUUUUUUAUUUCGGUCACGUUCCCAUUCCUUCCACGCCUAUCAGCACUACUCGGAAGCAUGACCCUUGUGCCCAUUACAUAUGCAUACCCUUGUUUCAUGUGGCUAUCCCUCAAGAAGCCUCGUCCAAGAGGUUUUGUUUGGUGCUUCAACGUUGCACUCGGUUGUGUAGGGAUGCUUCUCAGUGCUCUUUUGGUAGCUGCAGCUAUACGGACUCUAGCUCUCAAUGGCCUAGAUGCUAACUUCUUCAAACCAUAACAAUUAAUAUUAUGCCAUCCAACAGCAACUAGUAUAUUGCCAACAAUUUAUUUUAAUCUACUGUUAGUGAUAUACAGAAAAUCAUUUUUGAACAUGAUACUCCAGUAAUACAAACGUUAAGUUUUGAAUUUUUGUAUCUCUCUUAAUUAUUAUCAUAUAUUCAUAUUAUAAUACUGAUCAUA